Molecule: messenger RNA, 210 nt
Organism: Iphiclides podalirius (scarce swallowtail)
Lineage: Eukaryota; Metazoa; Arthropoda; Insecta; Lepidoptera; Papilionidae
Source: the annotation of a GenBank genome assembly
AUGAGAAAAAAUAUUCCCAAAACUAGGAAUCAACCCUUCUGGAUUCCUUUCAAAAUUAAUGGAAUUCUAAGUAAAACAUCGACUGGAAUACGGUUCCAUUGGUCCUCAUGGAAAUGUGUUUACGCAUUUCUAUCACUGACUGGGCAGAUCUUCAUCACUAUUAUGUGUGUCGUCAAGGUCGCUAACUCCGAAACGACACUUAACCACCAA